AUGAACUAUGUAACAACUGAAGCAUGGAGUCAGAAACGGACAAGAAGAAUCAGAGAUGACAGUGACGAUGAAUACAGAGGAGCCAGCUCGAGUCAACGUAUAAAAACAGAUCCAGGAUCAACCAACUGGGAUGCCGAGGCGUUUCAACGAAAAGUCAAAGACACGGUGCGAUACGCGCUUGCUUGUGAAUACAAACGCGUGCCCAUUCGGCGCGACGAAAUCAAUAAAAAGAUUUUACAAGAACGAUCACGCGAUUUCAACCGGGUUCAAGCGGAUGUUCAACGCAGGUUGAAGCAUUUAUUUGGAUUCGAAAUGGUGGAGUUGCCCCCAAAAGAAAGACCUACACUGGAUAACAACAAAGGCAAAGCAACAACAAAGGCAGGAUCCACAACCAAAACGUACGUUCUGUGCAAUUCGCUCGAAAAUGCAUAUCGCACACCUGAAUUGAUACACCGUUCAGACGAAGAAACUGAAUUGCAUGGCUUGCUCUAUGUCGUUCUUGCCCUCAUCUUUACAAAUGAGCAAAUCAUGUCAGAAGUGGACCUUUUCGAGCAUCUGGAUCGAUUAGGUGUUAUUGAUGACUCACAAACAUUUGGAGACCGUGAAAAAGUGCUUGAUUCGUUUGUAAAGCUAAACUAUUUGGUGCGAAGCAAAACAGGAACGGAUCCCAAUAACGAAAGCGGUCGAGAAUACUACUGGGGACCUCGCGCAAAAGCUGAGGUAACAGAUGAGGAUAUUAUAGGCUUCAUUGUCUCGACAUAUGGUUCCGAUGUCAACGAGGAAACGAUGAAGGAUUACAUCUAUAGAGCAGCAGGGUACGAUUUGCGUCUUGAACCGCCUAUCUAA
Molecule: messenger RNA, 846 nt
Organism: Zychaea mexicana
Lineage: Eukaryota; Fungi; Mucoromycota; Mucoromycetes; Mucorales; Lichtheimiaceae
Product: MAGE family-domain-containing protein
Exons: 8
Coding region: 1-846 (281 amino acids)
Biological process (GO): DNA repair
Cellular component (GO): nucleus
Source: RefSeq, a predicted model, not a curated record